AUGAAAUGAAAACAUUUGCAGGACAGCAGAUUGAACCUUUGUUCCAAUUUUCCUGGCUUAUUGUGUUCCUUUCACUUUCAUUGUGUGGUGGCCUUGGAUUAUUGCUGGCAUUCACCGUAGAUGAAAAACUCGGAAUAGCCGCGGCACUGAGUUUAUUGGCACUGCUAUAUGUAUUUUUCAGUAAAAAGAAAUGGAAAAAAACUUGCUGUCUCCCAUCUUUCGUUAUCUUCCUCUUUAUUCUGAGCUGCAUUGUUGCUGGGAUAACUCUUAUAGCCUAUUUCAAAGUGAAUCCUGAAAACAUGACCGUGAAUGCUAUUUUGAUUUCAUUUUUAUGCGUUGUGGGUUUGAGCUUUAUCUUGAACUGUCGCACAUGGUGGCAAGUGAUGGACUCCAUCUUAAAUUCACAGAGAAAACGGCUUCACAGUGCUGCGUCAAAACUACACAAACUGAAGAGUGAGGGGUUUAUGAAAGUUCUUAAAUGUGAAGUGGAGCUGAUGGCAAAAAUGGCAAAAACUAUAGAUAGCUUUACUCAGAAUCAAACCAGGCUUGUAGUAAUUAUUGAUGGAUUGGAUGCCUGUGAACAGGAUAAAGUUUUACAGAUGCUUGAUACAGUCCGAGUCCUUUUUUCUAAAGGUCCAUUUAUUGCCAUUUUUGCUAGUGAUCCCCAUAUCAUCAUCAAGGCAAUUAAUCAGAAUCUGAACAGUGUACUAAGAGACUCAAAUAUAAAUGGACAUGAUUACAUGAGGAAUAUAGUUCAUUUACCUGUAUUUCUUAAUAGUCGUGGACUCAGUGGUGCUAAAAAGAUGAUGCUAGUUGCAACCACGAAUGGAGAUGUUCCAUAUACAGAUAGUUCAGGAUUUCACGACGACAUUGAUCGAAGAAUUUCACAGAAUAGCCUGGGAGAUGUGACUAAACUUGGAAGUAAAACAGCUCUCAAUAGAAGGGAUACCUACAGAAGAAGGCAAAUGCAGCGUACCAUUACACGUCAGAUGUCUUUUGAUCUGACCAAGCUACUGGUUACAGAAGACUGGUUCAGUGAUAUUAGCCCACAGACAAUGAGGCGAUUGCUUAAUAUUGUUUCUGUGACAGGACGUUUAUUGAGAGCUAAUCAGAUCACUUUCAACUGGGAUAGGCUGGCAAGCUGGAUCAACUUGACAGAGCAAUGGCCUUACAGAACAUCCUGGCUUAUAUUGUAUUUGGAAGAAACAGAAGGUGUUCCAGAUCAACUAACUUUAAAAACAAUCUAUGAGAGAAUUUCAAAGAAUAUUCCAACAACUAAAGAUGUUGAACCUUUACUAGAAAUUGAUGGUGAUAUUCGAAAUUUUGAAGUAUUUUUGUCAUCACGAACUCCAGUCCUUAUAUCACGGGAUGUAAAAAUAUUUUUACCAUGUACAGUAAAUCUUGAUCCCAAACUGCGAGAAAUUAUUGCAGACGUCCGGGCUGCAAGAGACCAAAUUAAUAUUGCAGCAAUUCCAUAUCCUGCGAUGCCUAUACAAGAAGCGGCACCCAGAGCAUCAACAGUAUUUAGUCAGCCAUCGUCAGCCUGCUCUUCAACCCAUUCUUUUAAUGGACCUUUCAACGGAGGAGUUGUAUCACCACAACCCCAUAGUAGCUACUACAGUGGAAUGACAGGACCUCAGCAUCCAUUUUAUAACAGACCAUUCUUUGCCCCAUAUGUUUACAUGCCAAGGUAUUACCCUGGCAAUUCUCAUCUCACCUCCCGUCCAUCACUAAAACCGACUUUGUCCAGGGAACAAAGCAUUGGUCUAGAUAUUAUCAAGGAGGAUGUUGAUGAGUGGCUAUCGAUACCCACAGAGCCCUCAAUGGUAAAAGUGUAGUCAUGUGGUGUGUGGAACUGUAGCAUCUCGUUGCUUCCUCAACAAUAAUGAAUUUGCUUUAAUUAUAACUGCUGUUCACUAACUGCAUCAGUGGCUUGAUGGACAAAUAGUAUAGAUGAAGACUAAUAAGCAUAGUUUGUGAAUGAAUUGGCUAAUAUCCUGCUUAUAGAAUAUAUUAUUUACAUUUUCCAUGCUGCCUUUCAGUAGUCCGCCAAAAACAGUUAUUUUUAAUAAUAUAAAGCGUGUUACAUCUUCAUUAGUAAGUGUUUUUUUCGGUUCAU
Thamnophis sirtalis is the source of this 2119-nucleotide messenger RNA. The record is from RefSeq and is a predicted model, not a curated record. NCBI's taxonomy places the organism in Eukaryota, Metazoa, Chordata, Lepidosauria, Squamata, Natricidae.